AUGGAGUACAAACUAAUCAGUGUCGACUAUUACGAGCGUGUGAUUGAUCAUCUGCGGGGCAAUUUCUUUGCCGACGAGCCACUGAAUCGAGCAGCUGGACUUUGCCAGCAGGGAGGCGGCAAUCGUGAACUGGAGCAUCACAGCCUGGCCACGCUGCAGGAUCAGCUGAGCAUAAUGGCCGUGGAUGAGCGUAAGGAUAGCGUCAACUAUGGCCAAAUAGCUGGCGUUAUAUUAAACGGUGUGCUGCGUUCUGGUGAUACGGAACAGGCGCUGGACAAACUGCAAUUCAGCUGCGACAGUAACUACAAGAAGAUCUUUGAGCUGUUGUAUCGCCACAGCUUGCAGGUGGACCUGUUUGCACGCUACAAUGUGCAACGCAUCUUUGAUGUGCGCAUCCUGUCGGUCGAUUCACGCUAUCGUGGUCAGGGCAUUGCCAAGGAGCUGGUGCGACGUGCCGAGCAGGUGGCACGUGAAUCUGGCUAUCAUCUGCUCAAGGCUGAUGCCACUGGCAUCUUCUCGCAGAAGAUACUGCGCUCCCAGGGCUUUGAGGCGUUCUCCGAGCAGCUCUAUGCCAAAUAUAGGGACGAUGAGGGUCGCAUCAUUUUGCCAGUGGAAGCGCCUCACAUCAAAUUGCAGCUGCUAACCAAGGAGCUAAAAUAUGAAAACGAUCAUUAG
This is a messenger RNA of Drosophila nasuta, 675 nucleotides long. It is a transcript of the gene AANATL7, whose product is annotated as Arylalkylamine N-acetyltransferase-like 7. The coding region runs from base 1 to 675 and encodes 224 amino acids. Gene Ontology annotation, molecular function: N-acetyltransferase activity. The record is from RefSeq and is a predicted model, not a curated record. The transcript has a single exon. NCBI's taxonomy places the organism in Eukaryota, Metazoa, Arthropoda, Insecta, Diptera, Drosophilidae.